This is a messenger RNA of Homarus americanus (American lobster), 1803 nucleotides long. Its product is annotated as extensin-like. NCBI's taxonomy places the organism in Eukaryota, Metazoa, Arthropoda, Malacostraca, Decapoda, Nephropidae. The transcript has a single exon. The record is from RefSeq and is a predicted model, not a curated record. The coding region runs from base 1 to 1803 and encodes 600 amino acids.
AUGGACCCACGGAUCUUAUUAACUACUACUACUACUACUACCUCCUCAUCUUACGCCCACACCCCACGUCCACAUCCAAUUGUAACUUCCACCAUCACACCUGCUCGCCACGUCACCUCAACCAUCACACCGCCCCCCCACGUCACCUCCACCAUCACACCCGCCCCCACGUCAUUCCGCCAUCACACCUGCCCCCCACGUCACCUCAACCAUCACACCCGCCCCCCACGUCAUCUCCGCCAUCACACCCGCCCCCCACGUCACCUCCACCAUCACACCCGCCCCCACGUCACCUCCCCACCAUCACACCCGCCCCCACGUCACCUCAACCAUCACACCCGCCCCCCACGUCACCUCAACCAUCACACCCGCCCCCACGUCACCUCCCCACCCACCGCACCCCCCCCACGUCACCUCCACCCACACCCGCCCCCCACGUCACCUCAACCAUCACACCCGCCCCCACAUCACCUCAACCACACCCACCCCCACGUCAUCUCCGCCAUCACACCGGCCCCCACGUCACCCACCAUCACACCCGCCCCACGUCAACCAUCACACCCGCCCCCACGUCACCUCAACCACACCCGCCCCCACGACACCUCCACCAUCACACCCCCCCACGUCACUCCACCAUCACACCGCCCCCACGUCACCUCCACCAUCACACCCGCCCCCACGUCACCUCAACCAUCCACACGCCCCGCGACACCUCCACCAUCACACCCGCCCCCACGUCACCAACCAUCACACCGCCCCCACGACACCUCCACCAUCACACCCGCCCCCCACGUCAUCUCCACCACCACACCCGCCCCCACGUCACCUCAACCAUCACACCCACCCCCCGUCACCUCAACCAUCACACCGCCCCCACGUCACUCAACCAUCACACCGCCCCCCACUACACUCACACACCGCCCCCCACGUCACCUCAACCAUCACACGCGCCCCACGUCACCUCAUCACACCCGCCCCCCGUCACCUCAUCACACCUCGCCCCCACGUCACCUCCACCAUCACACCGCCCCCCACGUCACCUCCACCAUCACACCUGCCCCCACGUCACCUCAACCAUCACACCCGCCCCACGUCACCUCCACCAUCACACCCACCCCACCCACGUCAUCUCCGCAUCACACCCGCCCCCACAUCUCCGCCAUCACACCCGCCCCCACGUCACCUCAACCAUCACACCUGCCCCCACGACACCUCCACCAUCACGCCCACCCCACGUCAUCUCCGCCAUCACACCGCCCCCCACGACACCUCCACCAUCACACCCCCCCCACGUCACUCUCCGCCAUCACACCCGCCCCCCACGUCACCUCCGCCAUCACAUCCUCCCUCACGUCGACCUCCCUCCCCACCUGCCUGAGCGGCUCACCUGGCCACAAGGUGGAGGCGAGGCAUCGAUCCAGUGAGCAACACCGCCUGGCCCAGCUGGUCCUGGUAAGACGGAUCUUGUGUGGCCCAACACUUGACUGUCUGGGGUGCCUGCUGAGGGUCCUGGGGGAUAGUCAAGGCCCUGAGGGAGAGUCAGGUCCUGAGGGAGAGACAGGAUCCAGGGUAGAGUCAGGUCCUGAGGGAGAACUCAAGCCCUGGGAGGGCCAGGGUUCUGUGGAGAGUCAGGGUCCUGAGGAGAGUCAGGGUCCUGGGGAGACAGGGUCCUGCAGAGUCAGGGUCCUGAGGGAAAAUCAAGGCCCUGGGGAAGAGUCAGUGUCCUGGGGAGAGUCAGGGCCUGAGGAGACAGGGGUCCUAGGGGAGUCAGGCCUGGGGGAAGAACCAAGGCCCUGGGAAUAG